GUCAGUGCCCACUACGGACAUUCCCGACGGAUGAGGGCGCUGCCAGGACCUGUGUGGACAUCUGUGCCCUUUCCUCUGAGGGACUCGAAGCCCUCCUGCUGAGGUGCCGUGGACCCAUGGCCACCGGCAGCCCGCAGCUGCAGGUGCUGUCCUGAGAGAUUAGGGUCGACAGACACUGGAAGGAGCUGCAGUCCUGCACACCUGUCACCGUUGGCCUCAGAAGCAGAAGAUGAGGUUGCCAUGGGAACUGCUGGUGCUGCCGUCGCUGGCGUGGUGCCUGGCAGAUGGCCCCAUGCUGCACGGCCCGGCUUUCCUCCAGGAGCCAAGUCACGUGAUGUUCCCUUUGGAUUCAGAGGAGAAGAAAGUCAAGCUCAGUUGUGAAGUGAGAGGCAAUCCAAAGCCGCUGAUCAGGUGGAAGUUAAAUGGAACAGAUGUCGACCUUGGCAUGGAUUUCCGCUACAGCGUGGUUGACGGCAGUCUGCUGAUCAAUAACCCCAAUAAAGCCCAAGAUGCUGGAACGUACCAGUGCAUAGCAACAAACUCGUUUGGAACCGUCGUGAGCAGAGAAGCGAAGCUGCAGUUUGCUUACCUGGAGAGCUUCAGCACCAGGACCAGAAGCACCGUGUCAGUCCGCCAGGGCCAGGGGAUGGUGCUGCUGUGUGGGCCGCCGCCCCACGCCGGAGAGUUGAGCUAUGCCUGGAUCUUCAAUGAGCGCCCGUCCUACCAGGACAACCGCCGCUUCGUCUCACAGGAGACAGGGAACCUGUACAUCGCCAAGGUGGAGACUUCAGAUGUCGGGAACUACACCUGCGUCGUCACCAACACGGUGACCAACCAGAGAGUCCUGGGGCCACCCACGCCGCUGAUGCUGAGAGAUGACGGGGCCAUGGGCGAAUACGAGCCCAAGAUAGAGGUGCAGUUCCCAGAAACGGUGCCGACGGCCAAGGGCGCAACAGUCAAGCUGGAGUGCUUCGCCUUAGGAAACCCAGUACCAGCCAUUAGCUGGCGAAGAGCUGAUGGAAAGCCCCUGACGAGGAAGGCUCGGAGACACAUGUCCAACGGGAUCCUUGAAAUCCCCAACUUCCAGCAGGAGGACGCCGGGCUGUAUGAGUGCGUGGCGGAAAAUUCCCGAGGCAAGAACGUCGCACGGGGCCAGCUGACUUUCUACGCUCAACCUAAUUGGAUUCAAAAACUAAGUGACAUCCACGUGGCCAUGGAGGAGAAUGUCUUUUGGGAAUGCAGAGCUAACGGCAGGCCCAAGCCUACUUACAGGUGGCUCAAAAACGGCGUACCACUCUUAACUCGGGACAGAAUUCAUAUCGAGCAAGGAACACUCAACAUAACCGUGGUGAACCUGUCCGACGCGGGCAUGUACCAGUGCGUGGCAGAGAACAAACACGGGGUCAUCUUCUCCAACGCAGAGCUGGGUGUUCUAGCUGCAGGCCCGGAUUUUUCCAGAACGCUUCUGAAGAAAGUUACUCUGGUCAGGGUGGGCGGGGAAGCGGCCAUUGAGUGCAAUCCCAAGGCAUCUCCGAAGCCGGUCUACACCUGGAAGAAGGGCAGGGACGUGCUGCGAGAAAGCGACAGAAUCACCAUCUCUGAAGAUGGAAACCUCAGAAUUGUCAAUGUGACAAAGUCCGACUCGGGCAGUUACACCUGCAUCGCCACCAACCACUUUGGCACGGCCAGCAGCACAGGAAAUCUGGUUGUCAAAGAUCCAACACGGGUGACCGUGUCCCCUUCCAGCACAGAUGUCACUGUGGGGGAGAGCAUCGUCCUGCCCUGCCAGGUGACGCAUGACCACUCUCUGGACAUCGUGUUUGCUUGGUCAUUUAACGGACACCUCAUAGACUUCGACAAAGACGGCGACCACUUUGAGAGAGUCGGAGGGCAGGACUCGGCCGGGGACCUGAUGAUCCGGAACAUCCAGCUGAAGCACGCCGGCAGGUACGUCUGCAUGGUGCAGACGAGCGUGGACUGGCUCUCGGUGACCGCCGACCUCAUCGUGAGAGGCCCUCCAGGUCCCCCCGAGGCUGUGACCGUAGACGAGAUGACAGACACCACGGCUCAGCUCUCCUGGAGGCCCGGGCCUGACAACCACAGCCCCGUCACCACGUACGUCAUUCAAGCCAGGACCCCAUUCUCCGUGGGCUGGCAAGCAGUCAGCACAGUCCCCGAGCUCAUUGACGGGAGGACCUUCACGGCCACCGUAGUGGGCCUGAACCCCUGGGUGGAAUACGAAUUCCGCACGGUGGCAGCCAACGUGAUCGGGAUCGGGGAGCCCAGCCGGCCCUCAGAGAAGCGACGCACAGAGGAGGCUCUGCCUGAGGUCACCCCAGCCAAUGUCAGCGGUGGUGGAGGCAGCAAAUCAGAACUUGUUAUCACCUGGGAGACGGUGCCCGAGGAGCUGCAGAACGGCCAGGGCUUCGGCUACGUGGUGGCCUUCCGGCCCUACGGCAAGAUGAUCUGGAUGCUGACGGUGCUGGCGUCAGCUGAUGCGUGCAGAUACGUGUUCCGGAACGAGAGUGUGCGGCCCUACUCCCCCUUUGAGGUCAAAGUGGGUGUCUUCAACAACAAGGGGGAGGGCCCCUUCAGCCCUACCACAGUGGUGUAUUCCGCCGACGAAGAGCCCUCCAAGCCACCAGCUAGCAUCUUUGCCAGGAGCCUCUCAGCCACGGACAUCGAAGUCUUCUGGGCCUCCCCACUGCAAAGGAGCCGAGGGCGGAUACAGGGUUAUGAGGUGAAAUAUUGGAGACACGAAGACAAAGAGGAAAAUGCCAAAAAAAUAAGAACAGUUGGAAACCAGACGUCCACCAAGAUCACCAAUCUGCAAGGCAGUGCACUGUACCACCUGGCGGUCAAGGCCUACAAUUCUGCCGGGACGGGCCCCUCCAGUGCCACCGUCAACGUCACGACCCGGAAGCCACCACCAAGCCAGCCCCCGGGGAACAUCAUCUGGAACUCCUCCGACUCCAAGAUCAUCCUGAACUGGGAUCAGGUGAAAGCCCAGGAGAACGAGUCAGAAGUGAAAGGAUACAAAGUCCUGUACAGGUGGAGCAGGCAGAGCAGCGCGUCGGUCAUCGAGACCAACAAGACCUCGGUGGAGCUCUCGCUGCCCUUCGAUGAGGAUUACAUCAUAGAGAUCAAGCCGGUCAGCGAGGGCGGCGACGGCAGCAGCAGCCAGCAGAUCCGGAUCCCCAAGCUCUCAAACGCCUACGCCAGAGGCUCCGGGGCUUCGGCGUCCAGUGCGUGCACAUUCUCGGCCAUCAGCACCAUCGUCAUCUCCCUCACAGCGAGGUCCAGCUUAUGACGAAAGGGCUCCGAAGGACUUGCUGUUUAUAAUAUAGGCAACCUCUAGCUAGCUGUGCUGAAGACGCCAGUGCUGAGUUACAUUGUUGUCCGAGUACAUCUUAUUGCUGGAAACGGUGUCUUUGCUUCUUUAGGAAUGGCAUUCUCUAGUACUUCCUCGAGGCAAGCCUAGCUCUGUCUCGGGUUUCUUGGGAACUCUGCUGCACUGAAGGUACCUGCAAGACGACGCUACCAAAGCAGUUUACACAUGUCCUUAUAUGCAUAUUUUUAUUACGUAUUUAGUGUUUUAUAGAGUUUUUUAAAGGUAACAUAUGAUGUAGAUAUUAAUUUUUCCCUCUGAUAUAAAAUGCUACGGGCAAAACAAUAUAUGAUUAUAAUUUUAAAACCAGUUCCUUUAAGGGCAGAGUUUGCAAUGGGCCUUGGUGAAUACGUUGCAAAUCCCGUGGACAGCUUUGUGAGGACCUGAAGAUCCAGGAUGUGGCCGCAGGUGC
Ochotona princeps (American pika) is the source of this 3800-nucleotide messenger RNA. RefSeq names its product contactin-4. Gene Ontology annotation, molecular function: cell-cell adhesion mediator activity. Bases 230 to 3310 code for a protein of 1026 amino acids. The transcript has 24 exons. The record is from RefSeq and is a predicted model, not a curated record. NCBI's taxonomy places the organism in Eukaryota, Metazoa, Chordata, Mammalia, Lagomorpha, Ochotonidae. Gene Ontology annotation, biological process: cell-cell adhesion; brain development.